Messenger RNA from Cylicostephanus goldi, 267 nucleotides. The record is from the annotation of a GenBank genome assembly. Lineage: Eukaryota; Metazoa; Nematoda; Chromadorea; Rhabditida; Strongylidae.
AUGUCCACACUCUACCUGCCAGAUCCUCCAGCACUAUGGUCCUUUCAAUCCGUGCGACUGGAUAUGAUGAUGUUACUUUUCGGCGCAUCGAUGACGAUUGGAUGGAUUCGUGGAAGUAUAAGUGCGGUGAUUGUGCGUGUUGUAAUGAGGUUCAAUAAUCAAGCAGGGUUUCAUGCAAAUGAUACUAAAGCUUUCAUCGAGGUUAUGCGCCAGCAAAAUUUCUACAGUAAGGUAUACAUAUCGUUUGAUGUGCAAGCGCAAGAAUAG